Messenger RNA from Caretta caretta (loggerhead turtle), 2139 nucleotides. RefSeq names its product polypeptide N-acetylgalactosaminyltransferase 3 (gene GALNT3). The record is from RefSeq and is a predicted model, not a curated record. Gene Ontology annotation, biological process: protein O-linked glycosylation. NCBI's taxonomy places the organism in Eukaryota, Metazoa, Chordata, Testudines, Cheloniidae. Gene Ontology annotation, cellular component: Golgi apparatus. Gene Ontology annotation, molecular function: polypeptide N-acetylgalactosaminyltransferase activity.
CCCUGGAGCUCACCUGGACGCCGCCGCUGGAGAGGCGCGCUGAGGAGAGCCCGGCCGCCUGUUCCACGUAUUCCCGCCCCACUAGGUGUUUCCAUUUCAAGAAACAUUAUUGUGACCAGUUUGAUGCUAAAGAACAUCUUUAACAGAGGUUUUUAUAGAUGUGAUAAACUUUUAAUACCAGAAUGGCUCACAUAAGAAUACUAAGACAAUUGUGUAAGAAACUAUUUUCCCACUGGAAGCUUUGGAAGUUUAGCAUUGUUGUUUUUGUUUUUCUAGUAUUUUUGUUUUUAUUACAAAGAGAAGUAGGUGUUCAACAUGCUAAACGUGAACCAGGGAUUGGACCAGUUGUGGGAAAGAAAAGUGAUGUACUCGGUUUCAUGUUAAAUGCUGUGAACAAUAUUAAAGGUGCAAAGCCAAAAAUGCAGAUAAAAGCACCUGUUAGGCAAACCAGUAUUCCUGGAGUGAGACACUGUUUGCAAGGACAUUAUACACUAGCAGAACUGAAACCCUUCUUAGAGCGACCUCUUCAGGACCCCAAUGCCCCUGGAGCUUCUGGUAAAGCAUUCAAAGCUACCAAUUUAAGCCCAGAAGAGGAGAAGGAGAAGGAGCGUGGGGAUGAAAAACACUGUUUUAAUGCUUUUGCAAGUGACAGAAUUUCUUUGCACCGGGAUCUUGGACCAGACACUCGACCUCCUGAAUGUAUUGAGCAAAAAUUUAAACGUUGCCCAUCACUGCCUACUACAAGUAUCAUAAUAGUUUUUCACAAUGAAGCAUGGUCUACUCUGCUAAGAACUGUACACAGUGUGAUGUAUACUUCCCCUGCCAUACUCCUCAAAGAAGUUAUUUUGGUGGAUGAUGCCAGUGUAGAUGAAUACUUGCAUGAUAAACUAGAUGAAUACGUGAAACAAUUUCAAAUAGUUAAGGUAGUCCGACAAAAGGAAAGAAAAGGUCUAAUCACAGCACGAUUAUUAGGAGCUUCAGUAGCAACAGGAGAGACGCUUACUUUUUUGGAUGCACAUUGUGAAUGUUUUUAUGGCUGGUUAGAGCCAUUGUUGGCACGAAUAGCUGAGAACUACACUGCUGUUGUAAGCCCUGACAUUGCAUCCAUAGAUCUUAAUACUUUUGAAUUCAGCAAGCCUUCUCCUUAUGGACAUAACCAUAACAGAGGAAAUUUUGACUGGAGUUUAUCAUUUGGAUGGGAAUCUCUUCCUGAACAUGAAAAUAGAAGAAGAAAAGAUGAAACCUAUCCAAUUAGAACUCCUACUUUUGCUGGAGGUCUUUUUUCAAUAUCAAAAGACUAUUUUGAAUAUAUUGGAAGCUAUGAUGAAGAAAUGGAAAUAUGGGGAGGAGAAAAUAUAGAAAUGUCUUUCAGAGUAUGGCAAUGUGGUGGACAAUUGGAGAUCAUGCCUUGCUCUGUUGUUGGCCAUGUCUUUCGCAGCAAGAGCCCCCAUACUUUUCCAAAAGGCACUCAAGUGAUCACACGUAAUCAAGUUCGCCUUGCAGAAGUCUGGAUGGAUGAAUAUAAAGAAAUAUUUUACCGGAGAAACAUAGAAGCAGGAAAAAUUGUGAAACAAAGAACAUUUGGAGACAUCUCAAAAAGACUUGAUUUGAGGCAGCGGCUACAGUGUAAAAAUUUUACUUGGUAUCUAAAUAAUGUUUAUCCUGAGGCAUAUGUACCAGACCUGAAUCCUCCAUUAUCUGGAUUUUUAAAAAAUGUAGGUAGACGUCUAUGUCUGGAUGUUGGCGAAAAUAACCAUGGUGGCAAACCAUUAAUUAUGUAUACUUGUCAUGGACUUGGGGGAAACCAGUACUUUGAAUACUCUGAACACUCUGAGAUUCGACAUAACAUUCAGAAGGAGCUUUGUCUGUAUGCUUCUCAAGGACCAGUGCAGCUUCAGGUCUGUAACUACAGAGGUAAAAAAACAUUCACCCCUGGAGAAGAGAAGUGGGAACUUCGAAAGGAUCAACUGUUACAUAAUGCAGCAUUAAAUAUGUGCCUUACGGGAAAUGGAGAACAUCCAAGUUUGGUAUCCUGUAAUCCAUCAGAUCUAUUCCAAAAAUGGGUUUUUGGCCAAAACAAUUAAGUACAGCUACUUAUAACUAGGAAAUAUUUGGUUAAAAAGAUACAUCCGCUUUGUU